CUCCUGUCACAAUGACAUUUACUUUGACAGUGGAGUAGUCGCACUAAUCGAUAAACUAAAAAAUAAAAAUAUUCCGUACAUGCGUACGAUAAUUGUUGAUAUUAUGCUCUCUCUGAAUCAAUAACUGUUAUUAGUCGUCAAAAAUAUCUUAAGUGCGUGUUUGGUUUCGUAGUUAGCUUUGUCUAUAAUGUCUCACAAGGAGGACGAAGACUCAUUUCAAGAGGACGACGUUUAUAUCAAUCCAGAAGAUGGAAUGCCAAACGUUCACCCUAACAUUGCAAAUUUAGAGCAAGAGAGUGAUGUGCAGGAUGAAGUCGAUGGUUUCGACGACCUGCCAAAGUCCGUGAUCGUCACCAACAUACACAGUGACGUGUUCGGUGAUGAGAAACUAAAGAAAGGAAUGGAAGAUUUAUUCCGAACCUUUUCAGAUAAUAUAACAUUUCAAUGGCUCCGCAGUUUUAAACGUUUGCGAGUGAACUACGACAGUCCCCUGGCAGCAGCAAAUGCUCGCGUGCAACUGCAUCAGUAUCAAUUUCAUAACUCGAGCAUCAACUGUUACUUUGCGCAGCCGGUGACGCCUGUUUCGUUUAAGAAUCUGAGACCUCCAGCUCCCGUCAAGCAGUUUCUGAUCUCACCUCCAUCCAGUCCUCCAGUGGGCUGGGAACCACGUGAAGAAAAUGAACCUUUAGUUAAUCAUGACCUAUUGGCAGCACUGGCAAGUCUGGCACCAGGAGAGAGCCAUGAACUUCAUGCACCAACACCUACACAGCCUGCUAUUAUUGUGCAUACUGCUAUGACAUCUGAGCAAACUCCUAUUGUAGCAAAGAUACCUCAUACUCGUUGUCCAGAUUAUUGAUACAGAUGCCUUUUGAAUGAAUCUAGUGACUUUAUGAAUUAGAGUAGUAAACAUGAAUGCUUUUUAUUCAAUUGCGUGUCAAUUUUUAUGACACGUCAAGCCAAAGGCAUGACACCCGUCUUAAAGUGUUGGCUACAAAAUUAAAGCUCUAGUGAAAUGAGCUUUUGUUUGUUAACAAUGUUAGACUAAUAGUAGUUUUGCUUGUUGAAAUGGAUAUUUAUUUAACAGAAAUUACACAUAAUUAAAUUGGUGCUAUGUUUUAUCAAAGUUUUUAUUAAGAUUAUUGAAUACUAAAAUUGCUUAUUAACAAUUUAGUUACACAAAUCAUUGUCAUUACAGAUAAUUGAAAUAAUAGUUCUGAUGGUGGUGACAACAAACAAGAAAUGAUUAUUAUGUUAUAUACAGUUUACAAAAUGAGAAGUAUUUACUGACAAUUGUUGAAAACAUAUCAGAAAAGCAAGCCUUCCAAAUAUUAACCCCAUUAAUGUAAGGUUGCUCAAAGAAUUAUGUUGUAUUUCAAUAUUGAUUCACUCAUUCAUUUCAUCUUUUCAAUAGUCUGGACACACUUGUUCCUGUAUUCUUAAAAAGUAAGUCUAUGGAAUCUCCCUUAAAGGUUUCUUGAUUUCAAAAUUGUUAGUAUAAUUUUCUAUUAGAGCCACCUGGUUGCUUUGUUUUCUCAAGACAAAUACCAUGAGAUCUCAUCUGCUUACAUUUAAGCACCUUUGAUUGUAGAAUUGAUUCAUGCUUAACUCAUUCAUGAGUUAAUGUAGUUCAUUACUAACUGUAUUGUUACUUACCUUAAAUUUUAGUUAUAUUUUUUAAACUUUAUCUCUUACCUUGGCUUCAAAUUUACUAAAGUUGUAUUUAUAAAAAUUAAUAGUGUUAGAAUUUUGUGAUAAUAUAUCUAAAUAAAUGUUAAAUUUGUCAUUCAAGGGUGGGUACAUUUGCCUAAGGAAAUAUUUGGAUGGUUCAAUGCAAAAAAGAGUUCUAAAUUCAAAAUGGUUAAUCAAACUCAGUGGAUAUAAGUUAUAUUAUUAUAAAUUUGCAAAUUACAUAAUUUGUUUUGCAAGUUUGCAAGCUUGGCAGUACCUACUACAUAAUUUUGCGUUAUUGCACCUCUAACCUAUCUUCAUGGACUACACAGAAUUGGUAACUUAACAUUCUUUCUUAAAUCAAGUUUAUAACUAAGUCUAGUUAAACCUUCACUAUUUCAGCAUAAGCUAAUAUUACGGUUAUUCUCAAGUCUAAAAGGCCGACUUAGUCAAAUCGUUAAAAACUAGACAAUUUACAAGUCUGUACCAGUCAGAUCAUGUUAAGAACUUCUUCAAAUAAAAAUGUUCCGUCAUGUGAACGUAUUGAUAACAUAUCUUCACUAAUUAAUUUAUCGUCGCCUUGAUCGUAAUCGAAAAAAAUAUUAAAGACAAACAAAGUUAUAAUAAACAAGUUUAUUCAAAUUUACAAUUAAUUGCUAAAGCAUUGAAUCAUUCAAAUAAUCAAUAAUUUUAGAAAAACAAAUUACCUUUUUCAAAAUAUGUACCUAUUAAUAGAAUUAAUAUUGUUGUAGUUUUUAUAAACAUUUUACAAGUAUAGAGACUUGGCAAGCUUUUGGGAUGUUGUAUCGCUAAAGAUGCAAUCGUAAAGUUCCUUUGUUAUUUUUAGAUCUAUUUAUUUAAAAAGAAAUGGUAAAUUGGCACUGCACAGGCACUAUUUGCAAAGGCCACAUGAUAUUAGAGAAGAAUUUAAAUGAACCAUCUAACGCAUUUUCUAGUUUUACGUACUUACCUAAGUUUAGGUAAGGCAAUUAGAAGUAGCAGCAAAAUGUAGAUUAAACUAAUAAAAAAGACGUGAAGUUAAUUCAUCGUCAGCGUUGCGAAUUAUCUCAUUUUGACUAAGGAUAUAAAUAAGGGUAUCUGUUUGAUAUUGAAGCGUUGAACAAAAUACUUAUUUUCGAUAUGUUAUGUGUAUUCCUGUUUGGCCAAUGUGUUACGAAACAGUUCCUGGGCCGGCCAAAUCAAAAACUUACCGAACCUAGUGUUGGAACUUGGACUUGUCCAUUGUCUAUCUACUUGUCAUUACUCUGAAAGUACUUAAUCAUUAACAAUAGUUAAUUUUCUUGAUCUGAUUCCAAAAGUAUCUUUUUUUAUCUUGGUUUAUUGCUUCUACUAUCAUUACGUUGUUGUGAUAAGUGCUGAAUAUAAUUUAUUCUUACUUUUAUAACUCUCUCUCUUUAGUGUCGAAAAUCGCCUUUCUCCAUAUGCCCUAUGCGUAUAAAAUUCGUAUAAUCUCUAUAUUUUUUGUCACAUCUACGUUGUAAACCGUGAACAAUGUUAUCUGGCUGUGUUAUAAUUAACAAUGUAUUAAAUCUCUUAACUUAUUUUCUGAAAAUUGAAAUUAAUAUUGUUGUUAUUCAAAUUUGUGACGAAAAGUAACGGAAUGACCAAUUUAUAUACAGAUUCGUUAUCUCUGUGAAGAUGAUAUUUUUUGUUAAAUAUUUGUUAUACAUUUGUUGAACUACCGACGACGUUAAAUUAAACUUUAGCAGCUAUCUAGUGAAGUCCAUGUUAUAUUGGUUUUAUAGCUGAUUCUUAAAUCGUGAAGUAUGGGCCGUUGAUCAUUCCAAGUAUGCUUUUAGCUUUAGUUUUAGUGUUCCACGAAAUAAAGACAACGGCUCACGAGAUAAUUACCGCAUCAAUAUGAAGAAGUCAUUUUAGACAAACUCAUUCAGGACUACGAUUACUUCACGUUAAAAGAAUCAGCUGUGCAAUCUAAAACGAUAUUUAUAAUUGGCUAAAUUGUAUGGCGCACUUAGUGUCGAAUGCAAAACAAUUUGUGUAGUCUUUGUUUCAACCAGAUUUGAUAAAAGCAAGCCGACCAAAGAGAAUUUUACAGUAUAAUAAUGUUAUCGUUGUGGGAUUUUGUCUCUUUGUACUUAAUAAUCUGGCACCAUCUCUGUGUCUCAUCUAGUAAGUACUCUUUUAAUGUUCUAUGUGUACCUCUCCUUGUACAGUUCAAUGUAAAAGGGUUUUUGCCCACUCGUCGAUCAUUAAUGUUUACUGCUUAUCUUCUAUAUGUUCAUUGUUCAUGCAUCGAUGUAUCAACUAUUGAUGUUUUUAAUCUCACUGUGAUUUCAUUAUUGUUUUGGUGUAAAUAUAAAAUUAUAUUGAGUUUUA
Trichoplusia ni (cabbage looper) is the source of this 4026-nucleotide messenger RNA. It is a transcript of the gene sra, whose product is annotated as protein sarah. The record is from RefSeq and is a predicted model, not a curated record. The transcript has a single exon. Gene Ontology annotation, biological process: calcium-mediated signaling. Gene Ontology annotation, molecular function: calcium-dependent protein serine/threonine phosphatase regulator activity; nucleic acid binding. The coding region runs from base 188 to 856 and encodes 222 amino acids. Lineage: Eukaryota; Metazoa; Arthropoda; Insecta; Lepidoptera; Noctuidae. Gene Ontology annotation, cellular component: cytoplasm; nucleus.